UCCUUCCUUCCUUCCUUCCUUCUUUCUCUUUCAUUUUUUAAAGAAUAAAUUUAUUGUUUUCAAUGGAAAAGCAGCCGAACAAUAUUACAGAGAACCUGGAAAUCAGAGAAACAAAGACAAAAAGUCUGACCAGCUCCAGCUGCUUCCCAGCACGCCCAGCCUCCCUCUGGGCGUGGUUCCCUGCUGCUGGCUUUUUCUGACGCAGGUUUUUAUUUUUGCAUCCUUGUAAUCAUAGUGUCCCGACAGUUUUGGGUCCUGUUCCCUCCCAUUUGCUUUGUGGCCACCGGGACUGGGCAAUUCUCAUUUUUUAAUGUCUGUGGGAUGGGCUGAGGUUGGGGGAGGGACAUUAAUUGCUUAACCACACCCCCCUGCCCUACAGUGGGUAAGGCCAGUCACAUUCUACCCUGGGCUACUCGUCCUCUUUGUCUAGGCCUCACCCUCCUGGGGUGGUAGGGCCUGGCACUGGCUGUACCCCUUCGUGAGUGCUCCUCCCCCAGUUCUCCAUUGUGGAGCUUGCUAGGCUGGCCUCAGAGGCCACCCUCCUGGUACAGGGUGAUAGACCUGGUUUCAAACCCAGACUGGGCUCUAUGACCUCAGAAAAGUUACUUCACCUCUCUGGACCUCAGUUUCCUUAUAAUGGGCCUAUUAUAACAGUAAAAUAAUGGCUGUAAAAUGCCCUGACACAGUUCCUGGCCCAUUGUAAGUGCUCAAGAAAAGGUUGUCGGCAUUAUGAUACUUUUCCAUUCUAUGAAGAGUUUCUGAAACCACCGUGGGCUAGAUGCUGGAAUGGCAGAGGUGAACAAGCACCAUUCCUACCUGGAAAAGCUCAUAGUCUGGCAGGGAAGUCACCCAGGGAGGCAGAUAACUGCCCCAGGGUUUGAUUGUCCCUGUGGUGCUGGGUGGCAUCCUAACUCCAUCACUUGCUAGCUGUGUGACUUUGGGCAAGUUGGUCAACUUCUCUGAGCUGCUGUUUCCUCUUCUGUUAAAUGCAUAUUUUCAGUGUCAUUGGGAAGAUUCAGUGACAUGAUGCAUAUGACAUAGCACAGUGCCUGGCACAUAAUAAGUGUUGAAAUCAACUGUAGCUGCCAUUUUAUUAUUAUUAUUGUUAUUGUUAUUCUCAUAUACAAGGUGCUGUUGGGAACACAGAGGAAGUGACUGACUGGGGGUUCAGGGAAAGCUCCGUAGAAGAGGGAACACUUGAGCUGGGUCUUGAAGGAUGAGUAGAAGUUCACCAAGUGGGAAAGGACACUCUAGGAUGGCCGAGCCUCGGUUUAACAACCCCUACUUCUGGCCCCCUCCUCCCACCAUGCCCAGCCAGCUGGACAACCUGGUCCUGAUUAACAAGAUCAAGGAGCAGCUGAUGGCGGAGAAGAUCCGGCCGCCCUGCCCCUCACCCCUGCCCCCCCAUGUCUUCGCAGGUCUGGGGCUCUCCUCCCGGACCCCGGCUGUGAGCACAUCAGAGUCCAGUGCGGGCACGGGCACCAGCACCCCAUCCACUCCCACCACCACCAGCCAGAGCCGCCUCAUCGCCUCGUCCCCCACCCUCAUCUCAGGGAUCACCAGCCCCCCCCUCCUGGACUCCAUCAAGACAAUCCAGGGCCAUGGCCUGCUUGGCCCCCCCAAGUCCGAGCGCGGCCGCAAAAAGAUCAAGGCGGAGAACCCAGGGGGCCCUCCUGUCCUCGUAGUCCCCUACCCUAUCCUGGCCUCAGGCGAGACUGCCAAGGAGGGCAAGACAUACAGGUGUAAGGUUUGCCCGCUGACCUUUUUUACCAAGUCCGAGAUGCAGAUCCACUCCAAGUCGCACACAGAGGCCAAGCCCCACAAGUGCCCGCACUGCUCCAAGUCCUUUGCCAACGCCUCCUACCUGGCCCAGCACCUGCGCAUCCACCUGGGCGUCAAGCCCUACCACUGCUCCUACUGUGAUAAGUCCUUCCGACAGCUCUCCCACCUCCAGCAGCACACCAGAAUCCACACAGGCGACAGACCCUACAAGUGCCCACAUCCUGGCUGCGAAAAGGCUUUCACUCAGCUCUCCAAUCUCCAGUCUCACCAGCGCCAGCACAACAAGGACAAGCCCUACAAGUGUCCCAACUGCUACCGGGCCUACUCGGACUCCGCCUCCCUGCAGAUCCACCUGUCCGCUCACGCCAUCAAGCACGCCAAGGCCUACUGCUGCAGCAUGUGCGGGCGGGCCUACACCUCGGAGACCUACCUGAUGAAGCACAUGUCCAAACACACAGUGGUGGAGCACCUGGUGAGCCAUCACUCACCCCAGAGGACGGAGUCCCCCGGCAUCCCGGUGCGAAUUUCCCUCAUCUGAGCCGACCCCAGGCGCCGCCCUGCCCGCUGGCACAGACCCAGGCAGCACCAGGCCCCGACUCCCUUCAGGGCCCUCCAGGAACAGCCGAGCUCUCUCAUGACCUUCCUGACCUUCCAGAAAGCCUGGGCUGCAGAAGCCCUGCCCGGUCCAGGUCUGGGGGUGGCCAGGCCAACUGCAAGAUUCUGGACUGUUUGGUGGCAUCCAAAGACGAUCUCAGAGCACUUUGAACCUCUCUCUGUU
Molecule: messenger RNA, 2560 nt
Organism: Miniopterus natalensis
Lineage: Eukaryota; Metazoa; Chordata; Mammalia; Chiroptera; Miniopteridae
Source: RefSeq, a predicted model, not a curated record